AUGCGACUCUUUACUAUCUACUUGCUCUCGGCAGCGAUGCCGAGUGCCGCUUUUUCCGUUCAGCGCCCACAGUUGAGGACCCCUAGUGCGACGGUGUCGUCUCGCAUACUGCGCAACAAGUACGACAGUGUCACAAGUCUCCAUGAAAGCGAAAGCGGCACCGAAACCACCGCGACUAGUAGCAGCGCUUCCUCAUCGUCUCGCGGGCUAUCCAUUCCACUUUCGUGGGAAGAAAUGGUACGCCAGGUCGCUUCGGCAAUGAAGGAGGCAUCUGAAAAGGGCACAUCUCGUCAGAUUGUCCGGGUCUUGUUACCGCGGGAUAGUUCCUCCGAUGAUCUCGGAAAAUAUAUCGAAGAAGGCUUCGAAAACAGCAAUAGUAAGGGUGAGAUUGCGCUCGUGCCUCCGGACGAGUCCUGGCAAGGCGGUAUCAUGCAAUUGUACCGGGCCGCGGCUCCGACAGCCUCCGAAAUUGUGCGGACGCUCACCUCCACAAGUAGUUUGCCGUCCCGAAUUUCCGAAGAUCGGAGUGUGGAUGAGUCCGGUGUAGACGGAGUGGGGUUGUUACAGACCGAAGACCAAUCCGUCAAUUUGUGGGUGCAGCCGACGCAGGAAUGUGUAGAUGGUAUGGUAAAAAUGUCGGAACAGGUGGAUGCCAAUAAAUUGGUUGUCUUGCUCAAUCCGCAGUGGCGCCAAGUUGACGAUGCCUUGGAUGCGCAGUCAAAGGGUGAAGGGUUCAUGUCUACCUUGGCCUCGUUUCUGGGUGGAAAGGGUGGAACUCUUAAACAAUUGGCAGAAGCAGGAUAUCAACCAGUAUACACGUUGGAAGGGUACGUAUGCCGGGGAUCCAAUGUGCGGUUACUUCAGGUCUUAGACUCGCCUUGGACUGUCUUUUGUGAGCGGGACAAUCAAGAGUCGUACAUCCAAGUCGGCACUAGUGAAGCCCGACCGACCUACCAGCAAGUGGAAGUCAUGUUGCAGGAUUCCGAUAUUGGUUACAAGUAUGCGCGUGAUAUGGGAUGGCAAGAAAAACUGUAA
Messenger RNA from Phaeodactylum tricornutum CCAP 1055/1, 1035 nucleotides. RefSeq lists its product with no specific name. The transcript has a single exon. Lineage: Eukaryota; Bacillariophyta; Bacillariophyceae; Surirellales; Neidiaceae. The record is from RefSeq and is a predicted model, not a curated record. Bases 1 to 1035 code for a protein of 344 amino acids.